GUAAUGGAGGAUGUCUGCCCCAAAUUCAAUCUCGUAAAUGGCUGCACUUGUUUCUUUAUCACUACAAACAAGAAGCCUCUUCUCUUCUUGUUGUAGAAAUAUAGCAUUUACAUAAUUGCAGUACGGUGGUCAAUUGCAGAAAACGAUACAUGUAUUAAUUAAGAGAGAGAGAGAGAGAGAGAGAAUGUUGGAGGCAUGGAAGCAAAGCAAAGGCCGAGAAUGGCGGCAAAACAAAUCGCUAAAUUCCAAGGCCCAAGCCCGUACCCGUUUUGGCAACCCGACACGCGCGCACCACCACACCCCCAAAAAAUUCUCCUCAUAUUAUAUAAUCCUCAUUCCUGCUUAACCUUCUUCCUUCACUCUUGAUCAUGUUGUUGUUCGAUUUCACGUGAGCCUAGAAAAAGGAUUACGAAAGGGAGUUAUUCUGUUGGAAGAGGAAUGGAUAGUGUUUUAGACACGAAAACAUCAUUAAACACUGAUUUCCUUGGUUGGAUGAAGAGCACUGCUACUGGAUCCAACAUUUCUCAUCAUCCCCACCCUCCAUUUAGUCUUGGAGAUGCUCAUGAUGAUGGCACCACUCCUGCAGGUGGAGGAGUGGCGGCGGGUUUUCCAUUCACAGGUGCACAAUGGCAAGAACUGGAGAGACAAGCUAUGAUCUACAAAUGCAUGAUUUCCUGUGUUCCUGUGCCGCCUCAUCUUCUCUUUCCUCUCGAUUCCUCAUUCCCCUGCGGUCGAUACAGCAGAAAAGGAGAUCCGGAGCCCGGGCGGUGCAAGAGGACAGACGGGAAGAAAUGGCGGUGCUCGCGAGAGGUGGCGCCGCAGCAGAAAUACUGCGAGCGCCACCUCCACCGAGGCCGCCCUCGUUCAAGAAAGCCUGUGGAACCCAACAAGAAAACUCGUGUUGAACACACCAAAACGCCUCCAAAAACAGACUACAAGGAAACCAAUAGCUCGAAGCAGCCGUGGAUGGGACCGUUGCAGGAGGACCUGAAUUUGCUCUCUUAUAGUUAUCCGGAAAUGGAUGUAGCAGGCGGAUUCAUCGACGAGAGAGAUGUGUCCCUGGAUCUAUCAAUGGCGAUGGCGGUAGGGAAGCAAAUCGAUGAUGAUUUUGAUGCGGCUAAAUGGCUGAGCCCUGUUUCGUGGGAACGAGGAGGGCCGCUCGCCGAAGCGCUGAGUCCGGCUACAACUGUCUCGUCGCCGUCCGGCGUUCUGCACCGGACUUUGUUCUCGCAUUCCGACGGCAGUGUCUGCAACAGCCCCACUGCCACCUUUUGGCUCUAAUUCUAAUUUCUGCAUUUCCAAUUCCUUGCUUCUCUUAUCUUCAAUGUACAACACCUGUUUCUUCAUAUUUUGUGGUCUCUCUCCACAAAAUAUCUUCUUUGCUUUUCAACAGACAAUAAUGGUCGACUCCAUUGCCAAUUUAGUUUUUUUUUUCCUCGCCUUAUUUCUAUUUCUACUGUUUUUUAACCUAUUAAGAAGUGAAAUUCUUUUAUAUUCA
This is a messenger RNA of Salvia miltiorrhiza (redroot sage), 1498 nucleotides long. RefSeq lists its product as uncharacterized. The record is from RefSeq and is a predicted model, not a curated record. Gene Ontology annotation, molecular function: ATP binding. The transcript is spliced from 3 exons. The coding region runs from base 439 to 1281 and encodes 280 amino acids. NCBI's taxonomy places the organism in Eukaryota, Viridiplantae, Streptophyta, Magnoliopsida, Lamiales, Lamiaceae. Gene Ontology annotation, biological process: regulation of DNA-templated transcription; DNA-templated transcription; developmental process. Gene Ontology annotation, cellular component: nucleus.